CAUAAUGUUUUUUUAAAUGUUUUCAUGCCAGCGAUAAGAACACGCACUAAACAGUAUAGGUUUCCCCUUUAGGAUUUGCAACUUUCUUCUAAAACAUUUCUCCGUAGUUUUUACGCUUUCGAGAUUCUCAUAUAGAGAUAUCGAAAUGGGACACCCUGUAUACAUAGAUACAGGGCAUUCCUUCGUUUGUAACCUGUAACGUGAAACCGCCAAUCCAAUCCAUUUGCAAUCGUAGUAUAGGAUUCGAAUGAACGUUGCGUGUGAAAUACUUAACAUAUAUAGGUGCAUUGGUUUUGGCGUCGUAUUACAGAUUACAGGUCAUUGUUCUUCGGGCUUCAAUGAGAAAUUAACGUUUUAAAAUAAACAGAGAGCAUAACGAGUUUACAAUGGCACAAGUACGGUAUACUCGUAAUUUAUUCUUACGAGGGAUGUGUGUCGUAUAUCUCUUUGCGUUUCUCAGCUUUUACGUACAAAUUCCGGGAUUAUAUGGGGAUAACGGGAUUCUACCAGCUAGAACUCAAUUAGAUCUCAAAGGACGAUCCCUUCUGGUUCAAAAAUUAACACAGAAACCUACAUUGUUGUGGUUUGCUCCUUAUGUUGGGCUGAAUGUGGAGUACAUGCUAGAUGUCUUAUCACUUCUUGGAGUUGUCCUCUCCUUUUUAGGAUUUGUUUCACAAAAAUUCUGUAUUGCACUAGUAUUUGCAUUACUCUGGUCACUGUAUUAUUCUCUCUAUCGAAUUGGCCAAACAUUUAUGUUGUUCCAAUGGGAUGUACUUCUGUUAGAGGCAGGAUCUUUAUGUGUAUUAGUAGCUCCAUUCUGGUAUUCUCAUCGUGGAAAAACAAGCACACCUAGCGAUGCUGUGACAUUUUGGACCAUACGAUGGCUACUAUUUCGUUUAAUGUUUUCCAGUGGGGUAGUGAAACUUUCCACUGGUUGUCCAUUAUGGUGGAAAUUGGAUGCUCUAAAUGUGCAUUUUGAGUCUCAAUGCAUACCUACUCCAUUAGCAUGGUACGCUCAUCAUUUGCCAACGUGGUUCCUGCGUUUUACUACCGUCCUCGUGAAUAUUAUCGAAUUAGUUGUUCCAUUUUUAUUUUUCUUCCCAAAUAGAAAAGUAAGAAUAACAGCUUUUUAUAUGCAAAUGUUCCUUCAAAUACACAUCAUAGCAACAGGGAACUACACAUUUUUCAACUUUUUAACUAUCUGCUUGUGUAUCUCUCUGCUCGACGACCAAUUUUUCUACAAGAGAAAAUCGAACAAUUCUAACAAUCUUAUGAAAUAUUUCUCCACGAUAUUAUGUAUUGUAGUUUAUGCAGGAAUCUCUUAUGGGACUUAUGUAUUUUAUAAUCUUAGACUUACCGAUAACUGGACAAUUCAAAGUGAUAUCGCAUUCACACAAGAGCAAUUCGAUUACGUUUUAUCGCUCGGAGUUCCAAUUUCUAUCUACAUUGGCGUAGCGUCUCUUGGCUUCGCGAUACUAAAAGCGAUAAUCGACUCUUUAUUAACAGUUAAAGGAAUGCGAAACAAAAUUUUUACCAUGUUCAUUACGAGUCUGUAUACGGCAGCGGUUUGUUUUAUCGUUGCUAUAAGUAUCGUACCAUACGCUACACUACAUCAUUCCUACAAUUCGACGAUACCCAUUCAACUGAAACAAAUUCACGCAAAAGUUGAACCUUUCCGACUGGUAAAUAGUUACGGAUUAUUUAGGCGCAUGACUGGAGAAGAAGGUAGACGAGAAGUGAUCAUUGAAGGAAGCAAUAAUAUCGAUGGACCAUGGAAAGAAUACGAAUUUUUAUACAAGCCUGGGAAUGUUAACAACACGUUGCCCUUUGUUGCUCCCCAUCAACCUCGUCUCGACUGGCAAAUGUGGUUUGCCGCAUUAGGUACUUAUCAUCAAAAUCCGUGGCUAAUGUCGUUAGCUUAUCGUCUUUUAAGCGGCCAACCCGAGGUAUUGGCCUUGAUGAAUAACGUGGAGAGCCCAUUCCGUGAAAAACCUCCCAAGUACAUCAAAGCCAGUCUUUAUCACUAUCAUUAUACCCCGUGGAGCCAAUCGUGGAACAAGCAAGCUUGGUGGACGAGAGAAAAAAUCGGCGAAUAUUUUCCUAUAUUCAGUCACGAUCAUCCACCUCUUCUUGACUAUUUGUCAAAGAUGAAGAUCAUUCGAGACAAGCCAACUUUCAAAAUUACGAAUGAACCAUUGAAACUGCUACUCGAUGGUAUUCGAUCUUUGGUUCAUAAAAUUGAGGCCAGUCUUCUUCUGUGGGGUGUCUUUACGGCAGGUUUUGCAAUUAUUAUGACCAGCUAUAAUAGUUCAUCUUUAAGAAGGAAAUAAUUACUCGACUAGUCUUUGCGAUGUUUUUAAUAACGGGUAAUAAUUAGAAUUGUGUGAGAAUCUGAAAAUGUCUCGUCUCGAUAUUUCCGAGUUCUUGCACAUCUCUAAAACUAAUAAGGUAAUGGGGAGUUGCGCUGUAUUUCGUUUGAAUAAAGCACCGUGAUGGGUAAGCCAUUUAAGAUAACCAUCUGAACGAGCCACUAAUGCGAUCAACUACCGCAUCGUGCAAAUCGUUUUCUAAAUACUGAUUACGAUUUACGUUUACGAGCACACGAUUCUCUCGAAGCUCCUACUUUCUGUUUGCCCUUCGUAUAAAACUCGAUCGAGCUAAUCCUGAGAUUAUAAUAUACAACGCGCGAGUGUUGACUGCAAAUGUUACACAAAUAUCGUUGAAAGGACAUUUAGUAAUAUAGAAAAAUAUACUCUAUUUAUUUUGCAUUAAUAGUUCAAAGAAAAAGUGUUUGGACUGAAUUAGCGAGGGUGCAUUUUACUAUUUAUACGUAACUGAAAUUGUUUACAUUUUUGUAAUUUUUAUACAAACUGUAGAACCUAUAUACAACAAUACUCUUUUCUUUUUUCUUUUUUUUCCCCUGAUAUUUCUUCGUUAAUUUACAUACUUCGAACUGUUUCUCGUAGUCCGGUCGAUAAAAGUAUAGGUUUACUCUAAGAGUGUUUCUAUUUUUUGUAUAAAACAAAAGACGAUAAAAAUGUUUGGAUCGUAUUACUUUAAGGAACCUGCGAUCAUUGUAUUUACAGAUUUCGUUCACUAAUCAAUGAAUUUGCAUUGUAGAUAUCGAUACAUGAAAAAUUUGAAACAUGCAUACAUACUUGA
This is a messenger RNA of Hylaeus anthracinus, 3162 nucleotides long. Its product is annotated as lipase maturation factor 2-like. The record is from RefSeq and is a predicted model, not a curated record. NCBI's taxonomy places the organism in Eukaryota, Metazoa, Arthropoda, Insecta, Hymenoptera, Colletidae. Gene Ontology annotation, cellular component: endoplasmic reticulum membrane. The transcript is spliced from 10 exons. The coding region runs from base 387 to 2330 and encodes 647 amino acids. Gene Ontology annotation, biological process: protein maturation.